GUCACGUUUUUGUAUAACUGAUAAUUAAGAAAAAAUCAGUUAGAAUAUUGAGAUCACAAACCUGUGUUUCAGAUUUCAGUUACUUUCUUUCAACAGUUCAACUCAACAUGAAAUCUCUUCAAGUUCAACAGAUCAACACUUGAGUCUUAAAUUGGAACGAUGCCGGUAAGCCAGAAUGAAAAGCUGUAUGGCUUGCCAGGCCCGCAGAACAGUGCUGUUUUGAUGGACAUCAUCAGUAAACUAAAGCAAGAACUUCACCAGAGUAAGGCAGAUAACCACAAACUUGUUGAUCAACUGAACUGUUUAAUUUCGCUAGUGAAAAGAGCAUGGGGUGGAGAACAAGGAGCCAUUCUGCACCUUGCAAAUAUUGUUGGAAUGGAAGCACCAAAGUUUGAAUCCCAUGAUGUAAACAGAAACACACCUGUUGGUGACAAGACCCGUGCAGUGAAGAACUGGGAGAGGUUUGCGGUAAAACUUUUGGAGCGGGAAUACACUGCUAUUCAGGAAGAAAUCCGACAUAGACAGUUGCUUCAUAUACAGAAUAGACAAAUGUACAUGAAUGAUGUAAUUGAAGAUCAUAAACAGGAAAUGUCCAAGUUUCAGCUUCAUAAGAAAAGUACAACGAGCUUAGAAGAUGUUGACAAACAGUUUCUGAAGAUUUAUAAUACACAGGCCAAGAACAAAGAUCCUAGAAGAGUAAGGUCAGCUUGUAGACCAAGGUCAGGUUAUAGAGGUCAGAUUUCACGGGCAGCUGCUAUGGCUGACAGGGCAGAUGUUAGAGUUGAAGAUUUAUUAGGUCAACAGGGGUCACAGGGUCAUAAUGGUGUUGGUGGUGAUCCUAACAGCAACAGUGCUUUUAGUGCACUGUACAAGCUAGAUUCUAGUGAAGGACAGAGACCGUUAUACAGGCCUAGAGAAUAUUUUGACGAUGCAAAUAGAUAUAAACAGAAUAACCUAUUUGACCCAGAUGUGAUAUUUAGCCCAGAGUUAUUGGCACCACAAAGAGAGGCCAAAGGAAGGCCUGGCAGUGCUACCAGUUCAUUAUUAGGGUCUGGUAUAAAUCUUAAGAAUAGACCAAAAUCUGCUUCAAUGGUGUUCAUGACAGAACCAAAACCAGAGCGACCACUGAAAUACGAAACUACACGGCCUACAUCCGGGAAAAAGCCUCGGCCUGGCAGUGGCACUGCCUCACUUCGUGGACGACGUCACUCUGCACCUACAAGGAGACAGGGUCCGACACUGAUAAACAGGAAGGAACUUCACAAUAGAUCUGAACUGGAUCACAAUAAUGAGCCAGAAAAUGAUGAAAUUGAACCAGAGUUACAGAAUAUUGAAAACCAGACAAUGAAUACAAGUUUUAAUGAAGGAAACUUAAGUGAUGAACAAAAUUGCAGUGGAGACAACACAGUGAAAGAAAAGCCACCCAUAAAGGUCAAGGUCAAGAAAGGUCAUCCUAUGGACAAAUUUGUAGAAGAUCUGAGGCUCAUGGGUGAAAUGGAACUAGAUUUUAAGAAUUCUACUUUACAAUUGCAAAAGAAACUUGGUCUUGAUGGAAGUGGUUUUAUUUACUAAAUAUGAGUAAACUUACAGUAUUUCCCAAAACAAAGUAUUUUGAUAUAAAAGAAUAUCUUAUUUUUUAAGACAUUGUAUGUUAUUAAGCUGUUUUAAAAAUGCUAAAAAUAAGAAAAAUUGCAUGUUUUGAUUGACUGAAUCUCUUUUUUUACACACAGAAAUACUUACUUUGAGGAUACUUCAGAAACUUGAAGAGGGUGGUAUGAGAUCUCCCAUAUUUUUGACAUUAUUUGGCAAAGAGUUUUGUCCUAUCUUAGAAGCUGUAUUCGAAUACUGUUGUAACAUAGAUGGUUAGUAGCUGGUCACUUUUAAAGAAAUUUGUAAUUACUGGUUAGUUACGCAGGUGUGCUGUCCAAAUAGACAGACCACAAAGAUAUGAAUAAACAGAUUUGAAAUUGGCAUAAAAACCAGAGAAACAAACAAACAAAGUUUCAUAGAGCGUUUCAUGUGAAAACUUACAAAUGGCAUUGCAUCUAAGAAAUAUAAAUUCAGUGACAUCAGUUCAUUUACUCAAAAUCAUUUACAUUUUGCAUAGCUUUAAAAUAGCAAAUUAUACUUCAUUUGGAUUAGUUUUAUUGGAUCCGUAGACCAAAUGGUUUUCGAUCAAUAACUAAAGAACCCUUAGGCCUAGGAACUUCAAACUUGGUAUGAAGAUUGUUCAUGACCAGAAGAUGACCACUAUUGUUUUCUGGGUCAAUGGGUUAGAGGCCAAUAUUAUAUUGACCUUGUAGGUAUAAACGGAUUCAAAUCAAUAACUUGAUAACCCAUGCAUAGGCCCUUGACCUUCAAACUGCAAAGACGCAUUUGCCUUGGCCAGUAGAUGAUUCCUAUUGAUUUUGGGGUCAGGGGGUCAAAGGUUUAGGUCACAUUGACCUUGUAUGUCAAAACAGUUUCCUGUCAAUAACUGGAAACCCAUGGACCUUUAAACAUAACAAAUGCAUUGCUUAUGGUCAAAAGACGACCUCAAUUGAAUUUUGGAGUCAAGGGGUUAGAGGUCAAGAUCCAAUGACCAUAUAGGUAAAAACGGUUUCAGAUCCAUAUCUCAACAACUCAUGGACGCUUUACCUUCAAACUUCACAGGUGCAUUUGUCUUGGCCAGUACAUAACCCCUAUUGAUUUAAGGGUCAAAGGUCAAAGUCACAUUGACCUUGUACAUAAAAAUGAUUUCCGCCAAGUUGCCUUGGUUGAUAUUUUUUAUUUACUAAAAAUGCUUUAGUUGAUAUUUUUGAUUAAACUAAAAAUGCCUUUGGUAUACACAUCACAAAAAUUGUGUACAAUUAAAUUUAAAGUCUCAACAUUUCAUAGAUCAAAGAUUAAAAAGAGGGGUACAAUUUCCAUAUUUUCAAAUUGUUAGUCAUGUCAAUAUUAUGAUUUCAAGACGAUGAGUAAAUAUUCUUUUAUGGCAUAAUUUAUUUACAUUAUAGAUGCUGAUCAUAUUUAUAUUAAAAAUUUAUAUUGUUACACUAAAAUUGUAUUGUGUUGAUGAUAUAUUGAAAACUGUAUACAUAAUAAAUGUGCUAACUAAGUAAGGGCAUGACCAUUUCAUGUAUGAACUAUAGUAUAGAUGUAUUGGCAUGGUAUAUUCAUUUAAUGCAUCCAUGUUGUUCUCAUAUUUCUAGUUUACAAAUGUGCCGUGUCAUGACAAAACCAACAUAAUGGGUUUGC
Molecule: messenger RNA, 3237 nt
Organism: Ruditapes philippinarum (Manila clam)
Lineage: Eukaryota; Metazoa; Mollusca; Bivalvia; Venerida; Veneridae
Exons: 10
Coding region: 160-1572 (470 amino acids)
Source: RefSeq, a predicted model, not a curated record